Molecule: messenger RNA, 3433 nt
Organism: Annulohypoxylon truncatum
Lineage: Eukaryota; Fungi; Ascomycota; Sordariomycetes; Xylariales; Hypoxylaceae
Exons: 3
Coding region: 1-3135 (1044 amino acids)
Source: RefSeq, a predicted model, not a curated record
AUGUCUUUUCUCUGUUGUUGUCGUGGCCGACGAACUACGACGGCCUACCGAGGGCCAAGCCCAGACCGGGAGAUUCAAGAGGUACUCGAACUUCCAGUGCAUCCACCUCGUGCAAAGUUAUCUAAGUCACCGUUUCCCAUACCUGAGCUUGAGCUUUCAUCAUCACACAUCGCAGCAACGAAUGCUCCAUCUCUGCUACAUAAUUCAAUACCCGAGGCCACAGUUGAUCCUACUAUCCUUGAAGUCGAUGAUUCCGACGAUGAUGAGCCUGUGCGAAGCAUCAGAAACUCCAGCACCGGCACACUAGAAGCUAUCAAAACCAGGUUUAUUAGACCACUAUCCCAAAAAUCAGAAUCCAAGAGGCACUCGCAACAGUAUCUCGGCGCGAGCGAAGAGGAAAUCGCGCGGCGUGCCGAGUUGAAACGUCUGAUGCACAAGAGGAUCCAAGAAGAACUGAAGAGUGAAGAAGAACAAGAAGAAGCCGGCUCUAAGGCGACCGGUCCCGACGAAUCGAAGCCUGGGAGUUCCGCUAGUGUUGGAUUACUUGGUGGUGGACCUCGAGAUAAUAUAGAAUUUUCUGUCUCGGAUGUGAACGACAUCGGUUCCAAACACUCAGCGCCCGACUCCACGGACGCCGUGCUCCUUGCGCUCCCAGAAAGCAACUCUCAGCCACAGGUUUCUCUUCGACGAAGUAGUUAUCCAGGAUCGCCUAGUCGAUCUCAUGAUAGUUCUAUUCCUGAGAGUCACGUAAACCUCAAGGGACAAGGUUCUUUGCCGCAGUUCCCUUCUUCGCCUCAGCUGGCCCCUGUCCACCUACCAAGUGCUCGAGGCUCAGAAUCGCUCUGCUCUUGGCGACUUUCCUACAGCGCUGAGCAGAUCGCGAGCUACCUCGGCCCCCCUGAAGACCCAAGGCCUGACGAAAGGCCCGACCCUGCUAAUUCUACUGAUGAGAAGGAAGAUGUCGAUAAAGAUGACGAUGAGCAAGAGGACAAUAAUGCGAGAAGCCCAUCGGUUGAUCAAGAACGUGUGCAAAAUUCAGAGCCGAUGGAAGAUGCACAGCAGAAUGAACAGACACCAAGCCGUUUGGAGCAACAUGGUGAAAGCGACGUGGAACAACCCGAGAGCCCACAAAUCGAAUGCUCUAACCAUGAAGGUUCUGGCCAAGACUCUCCGUUAGACAUGUGGUUACGUAGCCAAGAGUUGCAGUCGACUUCCGCUCUGUCAAGUAGAAGAACGAGUGGUAUGAUCUCCCAUAUGAUCCUCGAUGUUUCAAACCCAGAUGGCACCGGCUCGCCCCAGAAAUCAACGAAAGACGUACAGAACGCGUCCGAUAACUUGUCUGCUAUUCCCCAAGAGGUACCGACACUGCCAUGCGGCUCAAACGUAGAUACCACAAUGAGCGAGCUCGAAUUGCUGCCCUCUUGGUCCAGUAAGCUGCGGCGACCUAGUCAGGGGUGUGACAGUUAUGCUGAGGAUGACAUCCCCAAUUUGGUGGAUCAUGCUCGGGAUGUCUCUUCUUCCCAUUAUGCAUCCUCGCGAUAUACUACUAGGCCUAAUAGUUGCCAGGCUACGGAAAAAGAGUCACGUCUGAGUUUAAUUGAGCUCUUGGGAGGACGAAAAGCUGUAGCGCCAUUCGCAAGCUUCAACCGUCUUAUAUAUCCUAGUGGAUCGACAGAUGCUGAGAAGUCUGACGUUAGCUCGUACAAGACAGCCCCAAAUGCGGCAUCAGCAUUGGACAUAACCAUGCCUGAAACUCAACAACUAGGAGGUCCAACGGCAGAUACGAGUUCAUUGGCAGUCUCUGAUACCGCAAGCUUCAAGCAACGAGAAGCAGAACUGAAGUCCAUUGAACAGCGAUUUACUCAAGUUCAUCUUCGUCGAGAUAAUGCUGCGAGCCCGAUUAUCAGCAAGUUUCGAGAGGAGUUUAACGAGCCCAGAACCUCAAUUCUUAGCAAGAACUCCAUACUUGCUAAAUUCCAUUUGUCAAGGCCAAAAAGAGCAAAGCAUCCGACAAAGGAUAUCUGGAGAUAUACGCUAUCAUCCAACAUCGGUCAGAAACCUGAGGAUAUGGUCUGUGCCAUUGGUCUGCGGCAAGAAACUUUCGUGCGCGAUGAAGAUGCCUCUGGUAGCCAGCAGCAGGAAAAUCCUUCACAAGGCCAGAAAUCUCUGGAGACCACCAAGGCAGAUCAAGGGGAACCCCAUUGUAUCUCUAGCGUACCCAGCCCCAAGACUAGAACGGAGCAGUUGAAACCGCCUUGUCGUCACGAUGACAAUAGCCCACAGUCGGACAUAUCGAACAGUGUGCUUAGAGAAUGGGUGAACCUAAUGAACGGUCAAGAUAUCGAGCCCCGAUCAGAACCAAAGGAAGAGCUACAGAAUCGUAGCCCUAAACGACUUCGGACACCCCCCGCAUCGUGGGCAAAAUGGCCGUCGCAUACGCGUCACGAGAGGACAGGGCCCGCAGGGAAAGACGACAAUGUGAUCCAAAGGGAUUUCGCAGUCCAGGUGGGGUCUAAUAGCAGUGAUGUAAUUUGGUCUACGGACAGACCCGGUGAACCAUCAAAGAGGCAUGUAAUUCCUGGAUCUCGAAGCUUAUCGGCGCAAUUGGGCAAAGUCGUCAAAGAAGGCUUGGGGAAAGUUGUCCCGCGAAAUUCUUCCGAGACACAUCGUCGUCGUCAGAAGCCCGAUGGACACUUGGAAUACCCCGAGCUCGAAAUUCUACCAAUGCGAGGUGGCUAUGAGGAGUUGCAAGCACUCGAACAACAGAUCGGCACCAUGAGACGUAAGCCAGUACCGGCAGAAGGGCAAUUAGCGCGGCUUAGCAGCGACAACAUGAGACCAGCACUGAGUGUACGACUCGCCGAAGAAGUUCAUAUGAUGCAGCAUAGAGCUUCUAGGAAUUCUUUGCAAGGUGAUGAUCAUAGGACCCGAAUCCCGCCAAGUGUAUCCCCUAUAUCCCCUCGGCAGUUACUCCUGCCACCUCAAAGGGUCUCUGAAGGGAUUGAUCGAUUCGAACCCUCUGAGUCCCCAGUUAGUUACGAGGACUGUGUGCCUAAACACAUGCUGGAAGAUGAGGCACCAAUGGAUAACGAUAUGACGGCUGUGAAGGAAGGUCACAAUUCGGAAGCGACUUAGUAUCAAUCUGUUAUGCCUAAUCCAUGACACUGGUAGAUCCACUAUCCUAGUAUGCAUAGCCCUAUUUAAUUAACAUGGUGGCAAUAUAGUGAGGGGGGAGGUUCGGAUCGUGCGACCUGACGGGUGUGGUCUGUCUCAGCAUAUUAAUUGUCGAAGUAUUUUGUGGGAGUUGUCGCGAAGAGCGUGGAAUAAUGCGACGUUAAAAGGGGUUUGCAGUGUGGUGCCAUGGUCCGUCGUCGAGACAGGUCGCGUGCUCCGCUAAGCACAACAAACAUUGACUGCUGAAAAUAUGCCUGUA